AUGGAUUCUAAUAAUUCUAGUAAUUAACGCUAGCUAUAAGAGAAGAUAGAAUAAAAAAGUGAUGCAUCAUAGUUAAAAAAGGGAUUUUCUUUUAAACCAAGUAGAAUUAAAGAACAAGAAGACAAGAUAAAAUAAGAAGAAGAAAGAAAAAGAAUUGAAAAAGAGAAGAAAUUAUUAUAAAAAUAAUAGGAGGAAGAAAGGAAGAAAUAAUUAGAGCUAGAAAAGUAGAAAUAACCUAUUUACUUUUAGUCUUAUUAAGUUAAAAGAAGAGCUGCUGAUUUCUUCUCUUCUAGUUCUUCUGAUUCUUCAUCAAAUUCAAGAUCAUCGUCUAUUGAUCAUGAAAAAAAUAAAGUAAAAAAAUAAUAAAAAGCGUCAUCAUCUACAGAAAGGAAGUCUAAAAACUAAGAUAAAAAAAAGGAGAAAAAGGUUAAAAAAAAAGACUCAGACCAUGAGGAAUCUCCAUCAAUUAAAAAUUAAAAGAAAGAAAGAAAAUACAGUGAUGAUGAAAUGAAAGAAAGCAAGAAGAAGAAAAAAUAGAAAGAUAAGAAGAAAAAAGAUAAAUAAGAGAAGAAGAAAAAGAAGAGAGAAAAAGAGCUUAAAAAUUAAAUUAUGAACACUAUAAAUAAUGAAGAGCUUGACCUGUUUUAUGAUUUGAAGAAUUAAGAAAUCUAAAGAGCUCCAGAAGCUAGCUAGAAAUUUUUAUAUAAGCAUGUUUUCAACAGAAAUUGCUUGCCAGUAUCUAUAAUAAGCUUUGGAGAUAAGACAAUACCAAAAUACAUGAAUUAUGGCAUGAGUGGAGAUGUACCAAAAUUCAAAUUUGUUAAUUACCCUAUGAUUGUAGGAUUUAUGAGAGAUUAAGAAUCAAUUGGAUUGUUUGAUGAUUUAAACUAAGAUUUAGGCAUUAAAACUAAAUAUUCUAGACUUAACUAAGAGAAAAGUAAUCAAAAGAAUAAUGUAAGAUAUUUCGAAAGAAGGUUUUGGGAAAAAAAUGAAGAUUUAGAAUCGUCAGAUUUUUAAAUUCAAAAAAGAGUAAAACAAAAUGAAAGAGAAAAUGCUUUAAUAGGAAGUGAAGAUUUUGUGAGUUUUAAUGAAGAUAAAAAUAUAUUGAAUAAAUUAAGUAUAACAUUCAGAAGUGAGUAAUAAAUGAUAACUCAAAGUGGUUAAAAUUCUUUAAACAAUUUAAACAACCUAAGUAUUAAGGAUUACUCAGACUUGAAAGAUCUUAAAAUAGAUGUAGAAGAUCUCACAUCAGAAGAGAUUAAACUCUUCUAAUAAAAUAAAGAAUUUAACCAGAAAAUAAAGGAUAACCCAAACGACCCAUAUCUCUGGAUUGAUUAUAUUAAGCUCUAAGAUCAGGGUAUCAAAUAUUCUUCAGACUAGUUUAGCAUAUCUUCUAUACAGCAAAAAAAGAUAGGAAUAAUAGAAAAAGCUCUUCAAAAUGAAUAACUAAGUAAUAACAUCAUUCUUAUUUUGUAUCACAUGAGAAUUUUACAAGAUUCGAAUUAAGGAGAUGAUUUUUAUAAAGUUAUGAAUGAGAAGUGGAUGGAAUAUAUUCAAAAAAAUAUCUAUAACAUGCUUUUAUGGAAUAAUUUUUUGGAUUACAGAUACUCAAAUUUAAUGAAAUUCUCAGCUACAUAUUUUAGAGAGUCCACUGCAUAGCUUUUAGCUUAGUUAAGCAAGUUAAUCUAGUAAAGCAAGUCAGUAUCAGAAAUUAUUACAUUAAGGAAGAUAAUUUUACUUAUCAUCAGAAAAAUUAGUUUUAUUGAAGAGCAGAUGGGAUUUAAGGAAAGGAGUUUUGGUAUUCUUUAAGCUUUAAUCGAACUCAAUGUUUUCUGCCCUAAUCAUAUUAGGAGAUGUUUAGAUCAUUAGAAAAGGUUAUAAGAGUUUAAGAAUUAUUGGGAAGACUAUUAUUGUUGCAAAACAGGAGAGAUUAUUGGUGGAGGAUGGGAAAAGCAAGAAGAUAUUCAGAAAUUGACAAAAGAAUAAAAGGAGCUAUAGUUAAAUAAAUCUUUCAUAGGAAAAUACAACGAUCAUAAGGAAGUGUUGCUAGAAAUGGAUGAAGAAAAUUGGAUUUAUGUGGAGUAAUAAUUUAGUGAAGCAGUUUGGAGACCAGCCAAUCCUCACUACGAUAAAGACUUGAUAAAAUAUAACUCAGAUACUAUUGUUUUUUCUGAGGAUGUUUAACAAUUUUUAAUAGUGCUUAACGAUCCUGAGUCUUAAAUUACUCUAAUUAAUAUCAUUUUUGAAAAUCUUGGACUGCCUCCAGUUAAUGAUAAUAUUUUUUUGAGUACAGAAAACAAGGCAUUUUCUACAUUUUACUUUGAUAAAUCUAAAAACUUACUUUUCUAAAUGAAUUAAAGGAUUUAAAAUUAAAGCUGUAAGAUUAAUUUUGGCUCAGAUUAUAAACAAUACUGCGGACUAGAUAGGUUGGAUUUCUUAAAUAAAUUCUUUAGUUUUUCCGAUGAGAGUUUUAUUACAGGAGGUACAUAAUCUAGGAAAAACAAAAUAAUAGCAUAAUUAGAAUAUGUGAGAAGACUACUUUACGAGCUUUAUAAAAAGCUAGAAAGAGAGAGUAUACUUAUUUAUAUAAUGUGGAUAGAAGGUAUUUUCUUUAUUAGGAAAUCAAUUUCCUAGAAUGAGCCAAUAAUGACUGAAAAAUAAGCUAGAAUAAAUAUAAAAAAUCUUCUUAAAAAUAACGAAAAAACAAUAAGUUUAUGGUUUAUUUAUGCAGAAAUUCUAUUCGAAAAAUCAAUAUAAAACUUAAAUUAAACAGAAGAAGAGUAAAGAAAAAUUUACAAAGAAAUUGAUGAUAUUUUUAAUAAAGUUCUCAAAGCAAGCGAAAGUAAAGAAAAAGAUAGACUUUCAGUACUUUAUUUUUGGAGUUCUUUUUACUUAAGAUUAGUUGGAAAAGUAGACAUCUCAUUUAUACAUUCAAAUUUGCUCAUAAUUUUACAAAAAUUGAAAGCUUUUACUAACAUAAAAAACCUUAUACUUUAACUUCACAAUUAAAUGAGAGAGUAAAUAGCCAGAGAAAAGCAAAAGCUAAAACCUGAGCUUAUUCCAAUAAUAAAAACAAAAUCCUAGAAAGUAUUCCCUCUUUCUAAAAAGUCAAUUUAUGCUUAUUUUUUGCUACUUGCACAUAGUAUUGGAGAUACCGAGUUUACAGAUAGAGAAAUAGUAAAUUACUAGUAGUACUUUGAUUUAAUUGAAGAGACUAAUAAUGAAAAAAUAAAAAUAUGGGAUGAUGAAGAAUUGUAUUCUAGAUUAUAGAGGAAAUUCUAAAAUGAGAUGCAGCUGCUCUUAUUAAAUGUGCUUCGAAUCUAAAAAUUAACGAAAUUUUCAUCUUAAGAAAAUAAUUUGUUAACAAACUUUGAUUAAAGUAGAAGGUUGUAAGAAAUUAAAAAUUAACAAACUGAAUUAUAUCAAAAUAUCAUCAAUAAAUACCCAUUCUUUAGCGUUGCCAUAGUCGAGUUGGUCUAAUUCAAUAUGAAUGAGACAACUAGGAUAGAUAGAUUAGUAACUUUAAAGCAAAUUUUGAAAUAAAAUAACUUUUUCUAUUCCACUUGGAUGCUUAUCAUUUUUAAUGAGAUAGCCUCUGCAGCAUAGGCAGAAGAAACGGAAAUUAUAUUAUCUAAGCUUAGGUAUUACUUUUAUGAGGCCUAAAAAGAUUACUAAUUACUUGAUAAACAAAUAGCUCUUCUUGAUAAAUUCAGAAAUUAAUAGAUAGGAAUUGAUUCAACAACAGAUUAUUUUAAUUAGAUUCAAUUUUAAUCACUGUUUAAUACAUUCACUCUAUAUUUUGAACCAUAAAAAUUAGCAAAUAGAUCUCUAUAAUCCUUACAGCAAGCUCCUUUCUCUAAAGAAGCAUAUUUAUAUAGGCUGAUGGGCUCUCAAGGUGAUUAAAGACAAAAAAUUAGAGAAGUUAUCGUCGAAAAAGAAAUUAGAAUCGUAUACAACGAAAUUAUUUGA
Molecule: messenger RNA, 3969 nt
Organism: Tetrahymena thermophila SB210
Lineage: Eukaryota; Ciliophora; Oligohymenophorea; Hymenostomatida; Tetrahymenidae
Product: NRDE-2 (necessary for RNA interference) protein
Exons: 8
Biological process (GO): negative regulation of RNA catabolic process; regulatory ncRNA-mediated post-transcriptional gene silencing
Cellular component (GO): catalytic step 2 spliceosome
Source: RefSeq, a predicted model, not a curated record